Molecule: messenger RNA, 552 nt
Organism: Oryza brachyantha (malo sina)
Lineage: Eukaryota; Viridiplantae; Streptophyta; Magnoliopsida; Poales; Poaceae
Product: acanthoscurrin-1-like
Exons: 3
Coding region: 1-552 (183 amino acids)
Source: RefSeq, a predicted model, not a curated record
AUGUAUCCUGGUGGUGUCCAAGAAGGAAGAUUGAAUGGUGGUGCUGACCAACGCCAAGUUGGGGGACUAGACGGAGGCGAUGAUGUGGUGGGUGGAGUACUCGAUGGAGGUGGAGAGGAUGAUGGAGAUGGUGAGGAUGUUGGUGGAGGGCUUGAUGGUGGUGAUAAGGUGGUGGGUGGAGAGCUCAAUGGAGGUGGUGGUGAAGUCGGGGGUGGAGGGCUUGAUGGAGGUGAUGAGGUGGUGGGAGGAGGGCUUGAUGGUUUUGUUGGUGGUUGUGACUGGUUAUAUGAUGGAGCUAUUGUUGGGGGAUUAGAUGAAGGUGGCGAGGAGGGAGGACUCCACGUAGGUGGUGAGGCGGUGGAUGGGGUUUUUGAUGGAGAUGGCGGUGGUGGUUGGUUGUAUGAUGGAGUUACUGUUGGGGGACUAGACAAAGGCGGUGAUCUGGUUGGUGGAGAGCUAGAUGGAGGUGGUGACGAUGAUUGGUUAUAUGUUGGAGGACUAGGCGGAGGUGACAGUGGGGUACUUGAUGGAGGCGGUGAUGGUUGGUUGUAG